AUGGAUGGAGCCAAUAUCUUUGUGUCUAUUCAGAAGGUGUAUUAUCCAUUGCUGUGCGCAAUGGGAAUUCCAGCCAAUCUAUUCACCUUCUACAUGCUCUGCUUUCGAAAGUUUGGUAUGUCGGAAGCAGCAGUCAUAUACCUGAGCUUCUUGGCCAUUGUGGACACCUUAUACGUGGUGUGGGUCAUCCUGCUAGACCUCUCACUCACCUUCCUGACACUACAACCCUUUUGGCACUCCCACCCAUGGUGUGGCAUCAUGGGAUUUCUGCAGUAUGGUUCCCUGUAUAGCUCAUCCUGGAUAGUGGUGGUUUUUACCAUUGAGCGUUACUUGGUACUUAGCAUCACGUCAGCUAAACAACGCUUCACACGGGCCCGGGUCACUUUGCUCAUCUGCACAACUGUCGUGCUACUCUCUCACCUGGUCUCUGUGCCUAUGAGUCAGAUCAACAUUGUCACGCCCAUCAACUUUACAGUGGAUGGCCAAAAUCUCACACUCCCCAGGUGCCGCUAUCGAGAGGCUGUGUACUCCACCGCGCUGGUUUGGGUGACCACCUUCCUGUCUGGAGGCAUUCCCAUUAUCCUGGUCAUCAUUUUUAAUGGACUGAUUGCUUAUCACCUCAGCAUCUCCAACAGACUCUUCACUAAGGAGGAACGGAGAGCUAUCAGGGGGUUCAACACACAAGGCGUGAUACGCCGGACCAUUCUGCUGCUGUGCACUGUGUCUAUGGUCUUUGUGGUGCUGAGCCUGCCACGUUUCGUCACCUAUUGCAUCCUACGCACAAAGUACAACCACAGGGAUUUCGAUCGUAACGACUACAGCAUCCCCAUCAAUGUCAUCGCCGACGUGGCCAACAUGCUACAGAAUCUGAACUCCACCACCAACUUUUUGCUCUACUGCAUGGUGAGCCGGCGUUUCCGUCAAGAACUGGUGUACACACUCACCUGUGGGGCUAAGACCAGAGAGCUGAGCUCCUUCUUUACACAGACAACUAUGAAAGUCUACACCAUAGGGAACCAAAAGGACGUUACUGUCAGGAACCCAGUCACAGUCGUCCUUACUAAACUCACACAGACACAGUGA
This is a messenger RNA of Chanos chanos (milkfish), 1083 nucleotides long. Its product is annotated as probable G-protein coupled receptor 139. Gene Ontology annotation, molecular function: G protein-coupled receptor activity. NCBI's taxonomy places the organism in Eukaryota, Metazoa, Chordata, Actinopteri, Gonorynchiformes, Chanidae. Gene Ontology annotation, cellular component: plasma membrane. The record is from RefSeq and is a predicted model, not a curated record. The transcript is spliced from 2 exons. Gene Ontology annotation, biological process: G protein-coupled receptor signaling pathway. Bases 1 to 1083 code for a protein of 360 amino acids.